Lecanosticta acicola is the source of this 1260-nucleotide messenger RNA. The record is from the annotation of a GenBank genome assembly. NCBI's taxonomy places the organism in Eukaryota, Fungi, Ascomycota, Dothideomycetes, Mycosphaerellales, Mycosphaerellaceae.
AUGCCGGAAACAUACGAGGACUUGGUCCACCAAUGGAUCGGCUCUCAGGGCUUUCGCGACCCGGUUGAGCAAGAGACUGCAUGGAAAAGAUACAAUCAUAUCCUAUCCCCACAGCAUCAGACGGAAUCGGAGGCUUCCGAUCCCACGGCAGACAGCUUCCAGACGAGCUUAAGUCCAUUUCUUGGGGACGAAACCCUUGCGCCGCACAUUUUCGAAGUCAAGUUUCUCACCGUUCCUUGCAACAGGAUACCAUGGCAGCCUACGGACAUCCAACUCCAAGCUAACCAGGUGGUGAGCGUCUUCACCGCUGGUAGAGUAUGGUUCUCUCGUCUUCUGGACAUGUAUCUGCGGCCGCAGGCCGGGUUGUUUUGCAAGAUUGGAGUCGAUGGGGAGGUUUUCAAUUCCACAAGAGACACACAUACGUUUCGUGUGGCUGAAUCUGGUGGAGAGCUCUUUCUGGCUACUCAGCCGCCGGGCAUGUUUGCUAAUCCUGCCGGAGGGAGACUGGUGGCUGACCUUGGCGCCUACGAUCAUGUGGAGGGGCGGAUAGAGAUGCUGGUCGUAGUGUGGAAGAACGACACCAACGUACAAGAACUCUUGUCGCAACUCGACGACAGCAAGACGGAUGCAAGCUGCAGGUCUUUGCUCAAGCAAGAAAAGGAGCGGCCGCAGAGUGAAGAAUUGUCAAAGAUACCGGGUUGGCAGGAGCUGUGGUUCCUUGGCCAAUCUACCAUGUAUCGACAAGUCGAUGACCGUGGGAGUCCUUGCAUCAACUGCAAGCCCUAUCAGAACGUUGGAAUUCUUCAGAAGAACAUUAGUCCUACUCUGAACUUUGGCCCGGAUUGCGUGGCCUCUUGGCGGUGGAAGUUUGAUUCAAUCCCCUCGCGGUUGCGCGAAGAUACAGCCAUGAGCCAUGACUACCUGAGUAUUGCAUUCGAAUUCGAGAGUGGAAGAGACAUCACGUAUCAUCCGUCUUGGGAGCUACCGCUUGAACAUGGCUAUUGGUGUCCGCAAGCGACAUGGACGGAUCGCGAGUAUCACGUCGUUAUUCGAAGCGGGACAGAUUAUCUUGGAGAAUGGCUGAGCGAGGAGAGAAAUCUCUACGACGAUUACGCGAAGUACAUUGGGAAUGCGCGUAUGCCGAAAAGGAUAACCAGAGUAUGGUUGAUUGCUGGAAACAGAUGGCAGCGACACGAUGGUGAGAUGACCGUGAAAGACAUCAGCAUCACUCACGACGGAGCUACUGCGAGAAUCCUAUGA